CUUCUUUGACGCUCUCCAGUUUUUCCUUUCUCCACUCACAAACGGAGUCAUUGCCCCAGCCUGCCCGCCACCUCCGCUUCUCUCUGUCGUGUCCCCUCUCUUUCCUUCUCUCUCCCUCUCGCUCGUCUCUACUUAGUUCCUCAUUUGUCAUCCGCGGCGUCGGCGGUCGUCGGUCCUCCAUCCCGUCUUGGGAAAUCUGCCCCUUCCGGCGGCUGGAAAACCGUCUCCAUCCGGUGGGCGACUAACCGCCGCUGCACGAAUUCCGAGGAACUGUUUGUUGCUCCUCUCUGGCGUGCUUUUCUUCUUGCUACCGCAGCAGCAGCAGCCAGUCCAUAGUGGUGGCGAUCACCGAGUUUGACUUGGAAUUUCCGUUUUGAUUUUUCUCUGCAUCGGGAGGGGACUAGUAGAUCUGUGGAGGGAGCUGGUUUUCGUUUUCUCUCUCUCCCUAAUUUGGUUGGUUGGGUGGAGGAAAAGGGAGCAGACAAGAGAAGAGAGGAAUUGGCUGCGGCGGCGCCGGCGGGUGGGUUUUGAUGUGAGGAGUGUGGUAAAUGGUAUAUGAUGAACGGAGCCCUGGUGAGCGAUCGGAGAGGGAGGUGGCGUUUUGGUAGGAAUUUCUUCACAUGGAAUGGCAGAUCUUGUUAGCUACGGUAAUGCCGACCGUGACACCGAGCAGGCUUUAAUUGCUUUGAAGAAGGGGGCUCAUCUUUUGAAAUAUGGUCGCAAGGGAAAACCCAAGCUUUACCCAUUCAGACUUUCUUAUGAUGAAACAACUUUGAUUUGGAUUUCAAGUAGUGGUGAAAGAAGUUUGAAGUUGUCUUCUGUCUCUAGAAUUAUUCCUGGACAAAGAACUGCUGUCUUUCAGCGAUAUCUGCGCCCUGAAAAGGACUACUUAUCCUUUUCUCUUAUAUACAAUAACGGAAAGAGGUCUCUUGAUCUGAUUUGCAAGGACAAGGUUGAGGCAGAGGUGUGGAUUGCAGGAUUAAAGGCAUUGAUUGCUUCUCGUCAAACUGGGCGCUCGAAAAUCGAUGGAUGGACCGAUGGGGGCCUCUACAUUGAUGACAGCAAGGAUUUGACAUCAAAUAGUGCUAGUGACAGUUCUGUUAGCAUCACACGAGAUAUUAGCUCCCCAGAGGUUGUAGCUGUCAGUUCUAAUCCCACUUCUACUUCUCCCAAGAGGUUUCGGCCUGAGAAUUCUCCACAAUCUGAUCGAUCACAUGUAGGAUUAGACAACAACAACACAAACAUGCAAGUUAAAGGUUCUGGUUCAGAUGCUUUUCGAGUCAGUGUUUCCAGUGCACCUAGCACUUCUAGUCAUGGAUCUGCACCAGAUGACUGUGAUGCCCUAGGUGAUGUAUACUUGUGGGGGGAGCUCAUUAGUGAUAGUACCGUGAAAAUUAGUGCUGAUAAAAAUGCCACAUAUUUGAGUUCUAGAGCAGAUGUUCUUCUUCCCAGGCCACUAGAGUCUAAUGUCGUUUUAGAUGUAAAUCACAUAGCCUGUGGUGUAAAGCAUGCUGCUUUAGUUACAAGGCAAGGUGAAAUCUUUACAUGGGGUGAAGAAUCGGGCGGUCGUCUUGGCCAUGGUGUAGGGAAGGAUGCUAUUCAACCUCGUCUUGUUGAAUCACUUGCGGUUACUAGUGUUGAUUUCGUGGCAUGUGGGGAGUUUCAUACAUGUGCAGUAACAAUGGCUGGUGAACUCUAUACAUGGGGAGAUGGCACUCACAAUGCUGGACUUCUUGGUCACGGUACUGAUGUCAGUCACUGGAUACCUAAGAGAAUCUCAGGUCCUCUCGAGGGACUGCAGAUUGCUUCAGUAACUUGCGGGCCAUGGCACACGGCGUUGAUAACAUCAAUGGGCCAGCUUUUCACCUUUGGAGAUGGAACUUUUGGGGUCUUGGGUCAUGGUGACAGAGAAAACAUUGCCUAUCCUAGAGAAGUAGACUCUUUAUCCGGUUUAAGAACCAUAGCCGUAGCAUGUGGUGUGUGGCAUACUGCUGCUGUGGUGGAGGUUAUAGUCGCACAGUCUAGUUCAAGUGUUUCCUCUGGGAAACUGUUUACCUGGGGCGAUGGAGAUAAAAACCGUCUUGGACAUGGAGAUAAGGAACCUCGGCUUAAACCCACCUGCGUUCCAGCCUUAAUUGAGUACAACUUUCAUAAAAUUGCUUGUGGGCAUAGUCUAACCGUUGGUCUGACAACAUCUGGAAAUGUGUUCACUAUGGGAAGUACUGUUUAUGGUCAACUGGGAAGUCCCCAGGCAGAUGGGAAGUUGCCCUGUUUGGUCGAAGAUAAGCUUUCUGGUGAAUUUGUUGAAGAGAUUGCGUGUGGUUCGUAUCAUGUUGCAGUUUUGACUUCUAAGAGUGAAGUUUAUACAUGGGGUAAGGGAGCAAAUGGGAGGCUAGGGCAUGGAGAUGUUGAAGAUCGUAAAACGCCGACUCUGGUUGAAGGCUUGAAGGAUAGAAAUGUAAAAUACAUUGCUUGUGGUGCAAACUACACAGCUGCCAUAUGUCUUCAUAAAUGGGUAUCUGGUGCUGAGCAAUCUCAGUGUUCUUCAUGCAGACAGGCUUUUGGUUUUACUCGAAAGAGACACAACUGCUAUAACUGUGGACUAGUACAUUGCCACUCUUGCAGUUCAAGAAAAGCAAUUAGAGCUGCCUUGGCUCCCAAUCCUGGGAAACCCUAUCGUGUCUGCGAUUCCUGUUAUGCUAAACUAAGCAAGGUCUCAGAAUCUAAUAACAUCAGAAGAAACUCGGUACCUCGGCUUUCGGGUGAGAACAAGGACAGGCUUGACAAGUCCGAGAUUAGGUCAUCCAAGGCUGCUUUGUCUUCUAAUGUAGAUUUGAUUAAGCAAUUAGAUAGUAAAGCUGCAAAGCAAGGAAAGAAAGCAGAAACAUUCUCCUUGGUCCGAUCCUCUCAAACACCAUCUUUAUUGCAGCUGAGAGAUGUUGUUUUGUCUACUACGAUUGAUUUAAGAUCAAAGGUUCCCAAACCAGUUCUUACGUCGUCUGGCAUGAGUUCGAGGUCUGUGUCCCCUUUCUCAAGGAGACCUAGUCCCCCUAGGUCGGCGACACCUGUUCCAACGACAUCUGGGCUUUCCUUCUCGAAAAGUAUUGCUGAUAGUUUGAAGAAAACAAAUGAGCUUCUUAAUCAGGAAGUGAUGAAGUUGCGUUCACAGGUAGUUGACGGUCUGAGACAGAAGUGUGAGUUCCAAGAAUUGGAGCUCCAAAGGUCGGCCAAAAAAAUGCAAGAAGCUAUGGCAAUGACUGCAGAAGAAUCAGCCAAAUCGAGAGCUGCAAAAGAUGUUAUCAAGUCGCUCACUGCACAGCUCAAGGAAUUAGCCGAAAGGUUGCCACCUGGCGUCUACGACCCUGAGAGCUUAAAGCCUGCUUACCUACCAAACGGUUUGGAUUCAAACGGUAUUCAUCAUGCAGAUACCAAUGGAGACCGGCAUUCAAGAUCCGAAUCAAUCAGUGGGAUGUCACUGUCAUCUCCAACUGGACUUGAUUUUAGUUCAGCAAAUGGAAAUCAUCACGGUUCUAUUCAAUCGUUUGGGGACCUAUCCGGACACAAUGGCAGCAGAGAAGACCAUUCAGAUGCCAGGCUGUCGAAUGGCUCAGGAGCUCGUUCAAGUAGGAGUAUAUUAGAGUCCAUUGAUGGAAAGGAGUCGUCUGGACCCAUUCAAGAUGGCGAGACUGGUUCGAGAACUCGAGAUCCAGUAGCAUUGCCUGUUAACGGUAAUCAUGUUGAGGCUGAAUGGAUUGAACAGUAUGAGCCCGGUGUGUACAUAACUCUCGUGGCCCUCCGUGAUGGAACUAGAGAUCUCAAACGUGUUCGCUUCAGGUACAUUUUAUCUGAUCCAAAAGCCAGCAUGUAGCAUAAUUCUUCAUUUAUUGCUUGAAAGUUGGAGAAUUGUUUUUUUGCAUCUAGUUGCCAUGGACUAGUUCACUCGGGGGAGUAGUUUUGGUUUGAAGGAUCUAUCCUACGGUGACGUUUAACAUGGUAUAGUUAGUGUUCAGAAGUAGUCCGGUUCCUGAAUCAGGGUAGGCCUAGAUCAAAAUAUUGAAAAAUGAGGACAAUGACCAAAGCAAAAGUGGAAUUGCAUUUUUUCCUCCUAUGUUUCGGCUCAGCUUUCUUUAGGUGCCUAGGAAUGAAGCUUAAGAGAAAUAAUAUUCGCAUCGCACAUUGUAACAGCCGGAGGAGAUUUGGGGAGCAUCAAGCAGAGACGUGGUGGUCGGAAAACCGAGAGAAAGUAUAUGAGAAAUACAAUGUGCGUGGAUCGGACAAAUCGUCGGUUUCUGCUCAGGCUGCUCGGAGAUCAGAGGGUUCGGUGUCAUCUGCUUCUUAACCUUUUGCAGUACAAACAGAAGGAAGUGAAGAACAAAUUUUGCAAAUCUUCACCAGGUGAAGGGAUUGUCAUCAAAGGCUUAGUGAGAUGGAAGUAGAAAAUCAACAAGGCCUCUUUUGUGAUUAAGUUCUCUCUGCUGCCCCCUCUUCUCCUUCAGCUAUGGUAAAAAAUUGUCAUUCUUUUUGUCUUUAAUUUAGAAACUGGCUAUAUCUGUUGUAUUGUAGUGUAUAUAGAAAAUGCAUCAAUUCUAAGGUGGUAUUAUGUGGCCCGAUUAGAGAAAAUUCUUUUGUUCCUGUCUGUAUCUAAUCUAAUUGAGUAGGGUAAUGUGGAGGCGAGUGAUUGAGACAUCAAAGCCAGGUUCAAUCUGCAUUUUCUUGGUGAAUUGUAUCAUACUCUCAACACGAACAUUCUCGUCACACGAGCCAGAUGGCAAUCUGAAGUAGUUGAUUCGACCGAGUUGCUUUGCUGCAGUAAUUUGCAGCUUGCUCUCUGCCUUUCCCUGUACACACAGCGUUUAUAUUAUGCAAGGUAACAAACA
This is a messenger RNA of Linum tenue, 4877 nucleotides long. The record is from the annotation of a GenBank genome assembly. NCBI's taxonomy places the organism in Eukaryota, Viridiplantae, Streptophyta, Magnoliopsida, Malpighiales, Linaceae.